UUCAUUGCUGCCAUUUACAGUGAUUCAGGUUAUACUGAAAAAUCAACAUGCAUUGGUUUAAAGUAUUUUUCCUGCUUCAAGUUACUUUCUUGAGCACAGUGUUCUGUGGAAAGGUGCUGGUCUUCCCGGCAGAUGGCAGUCAUUGGCUUAACCUAAAGCUUAUCCUUAACAAGAUUUCCUAUAAAGGCCAUGACGUUACUGUACUCCUAUAUUCAGCCGCGUUCCUUAUAGACCACACAGAACCUUCGCCUCUGAAAUUUGAAGUUUUUCCAGUUGCUUUUACAAAAGAGAGGAAUUUAGAAAUUCUGGAAAAUUACUUUAAAGUGUGGAUUUAUGAUGCCCCCUCCAUUUCCUUUUGGGAAUUCUAUUUUCGCAUGAAGAGUUUAAUGGCAGAUAUACAGCAGUUGGAGAAACAUAUCUGUGAUGGCGUUCUGAAAAACAAAGAGCUAAUGGAGAGACUUCGAAGAGAAAAGUAUGAUGUUUUGAUCUCAGACCCAUUGUCUCCAGGGGGUGAACUUGUGGCCGAGGCUCUUGGAAUACCGUUUGUCUACACCUUCAGGUUCUCAAUGGGUAAUUCAAUGGAAAGACUCUGCGGACAUCUACCAUCUCCAUUUUCAUAUGUGCCGGGUAUCAUGUCGGAGCUCAGUGAUAGAAUGACCUUUGUGGAAAGGUUGAAAAAUACAUUACAUUAUUUGUUUCAGGAUAUUAUCUUCUUUAUAGAGUAUGGAGGCUACUGGGAUAAGUAUUUCAGUGAAAUAUUAGGCCGACCUACAUCAUUAUGUGAAACUAUGGGGAAAGCUGAAAUUUGGUUGAUCCGAACAUACUGGGAUUUUGAAUAUCCACGGCCAAUUCUACCUAACUUUGAGUUUGUCGGUGGACUGCACUGCAAACCUGCAAAGCCUUUACCAGAGGAAAUGGAAAAGGUUGUCCAGAGCUCAGGGGAUCAUGGAAUUGUGGUAUUUUCUCUGGGAUCCAUGGUUAAAAACCUGUCUGAUGAGAGAAGCAAUUUAAUAGCAGCAGCUCUGAGCCAGCUGCCACAAAAGGUCAUUUGGAGAUACAGUGGAAAGAAACCAGAUACUUUGAGUGCAAAUACAAUAAUAUAUGACUGGAUACCACAAAAUGAUCUGCUUGGCCAUCCAAAAACAAAAGCAUUUAUCACUCAUGGAGGCACUAACGGUAUUUAUGAAGCAAUAUAUCAUGGGGUUCCGAUGGUUGGAAUUCCUCUCUUUGCUGAUCAGCCGGACAACAUUGUACACAUGAAAAACAAAGGCAUGGCUGUAAUGCUCGACUUCAACAAAAUGGAAGCACAGGAAUUAGUGGAUGCAGUCAACACUGUUAUUAACAAUCCUAGCUAUAAAGAGAAUGCCAUGAGGUUAUCCCACAUUCACCAUGACCAGCCGAUCAAGCCUCUAGACCGAGCAGUUUUCUGGAUAGAGUAUGUCAUGCGUCAUAAAGGAGCUAAGCACUUAAGACCGGCAUCCCAUGAACUAACAUGGUACCAGUACCACUGCUUGGAUGUCAUAGCCUUCCUACUGGCCUGUCUUCUCAUAGUUCUCUAUGUUACCACCAAAUUGCUCUCAUUCUGCCUCAGAAAGUGCUGUAAAACCAGAAGGAAACAGAAAACUCAGUGAAAGACUCUACUUUGUAUUGUAGGCAUUCAAUGUUUAUGUUAUUUACAGUGAUCAAUAAUAACCCAUAAGAGCAGUCAAACAUUAUUUGUGGGUAAAGUUCAUAUAUUUUCAAAAAUAGCUCUGAGAAAGAUGUACUAGGAUUAUGCCAUAGUUCUAGCCAUACAAUGUGGAGUUUUGUGACAUAAUGAGUGUUGGUAUUCCGUCCAGAUCUAUUUAAAUAUAUACUUUACCAUUUGGUUAUCAUGUGAUUUGUAAUUUUCACUGCAUUACCCAGACAUCUUCCUUGUUUGGCGUGUGUUCUGCUUGCCAGGAACUUCACCAUGGCAUACAGGAAUAUUAAUCCAGCCAAACCUUUUAAAUAAAAAUGACCAACAUGACUAAGAUAAAAUCUCAUUGAAAAGUUUUACAUUUAUAUGUGAGACCCUGUUGCAUUAAAAUAAAGAUAAUUUUUAUUAAGA
This is a messenger RNA of Bombina bombina (fire-bellied toad), 2089 nucleotides long. RefSeq names its product UDP-glucuronosyltransferase 2A1. The transcript has 6 exons. The coding region runs from base 48 to 1631 and encodes 527 amino acids. Lineage: Eukaryota; Metazoa; Chordata; Amphibia; Anura; Bombinatoridae. The record is from RefSeq and is a predicted model, not a curated record. Gene Ontology annotation, molecular function: UDP-glycosyltransferase activity.